Trichoderma atroviride IMI 206040 is the source of this 384-nucleotide messenger RNA. The record is from RefSeq and is a predicted model, not a curated record. Lineage: Eukaryota; Fungi; Ascomycota; Sordariomycetes; Hypocreales; Hypocreaceae.
GACAUUGUCUCUCUAUUCCGCGCCCACGUAGCGGCUCUCGCUAAGCAAGACUGGGCCACAAUCACGGCCAGGCUUCACCCAGAGCUUACGCGGAAUCAUCGGCCUCAGACCGCCGAGCAGUAUGUCAGUCAAGCAAAGGAAGGAUUCAAGGCCCUUCCUGAUCUACAUGUCACGCUGGACCAGGUAUUUGCCGAUAAACGCAACAGCUUCGUGUUUGGUCGCCUAAUCCUGCGCGGCACCCUCAAGCAAGAGUUCAUGGGGAUCAAGCCCUCUGGACGCCCCUUCGAAUUCUCAGAACUCACAUUUUAUGAGUACAAGGAUAGUAAAGUUGUGCGAAUUCUGACGGCUACGGAUAAAGAGUCGAUAAAGGAUCAAGUCGAAAGC